AUGACAACAUCCCGUCCCGACUUCUAUCUCUCAACUCUUCACCAUCAAUUCACUAGCUACAUACAUUCGUUUACUCGGAGCUUACGGGAACCAUAUCAUUUCGACAUUUACAUCGCUCACUUUCCCCCCCCCUCUGUUCGAUCGGAAGCCUUUGGCCAAAAUGGCCGAUAAGCAGUACUAUGUACCCGGGAACGAUCUCAGGUAUGGCGGCACCGCUGCUCAAAUCCCCAAGCUGGAGGAUGAUCUGGGACACGCAGGACCACCCCCUCCUCCAGGAUCCGGGCAAUUUAUACCCGCACAACAAACAGUCGCCUCUUAUCCCUGGUACCAUCCUCGCGGCUGGUCGCUACGCACAAAGUUGAUUAUAGCAGCUGCGGCUGUUGUCAUCAUCAUCGCAGUCGUUGUUGGAGCUGUCGAGGGUACAAAGAAGAGCAAAUAUCCCAACUACUCCAAGCUAGAUUACAAGCUGGUAGACACGUACUCGGGGACCUCGUUCUUCGACCGUUUUGACUACUAUUCCGGCGAAGAUCCCACCGAUGGAUUUGUUCAGUAUGUCAACCGUUCGACAUCGAACUCGCUGAAUUUGACCUAUGCAACCGACGAAUCCGUUGUGAUGAAGGUGGACACGUCGAACAAGAACGCAACCAAUGGCCGACAGUCCGUGCGACUGGAGUCGAAAACGAGCUACGAUACCGGUCUAUUUAUCUUUGACAUCCUUCAUACGCCUUACGGCUGUGGGUUGUGGCCUGCGCUGUGGCUAACCGAUACCUACAAUUGGCCAGAAAAUGGAGAAAUUGAUGUGGUGGAGACCAACAACAUCGCGACGGAAGGAAAUGCUGUCACCUUGCAUACAACCAGCGGUUGUAAGAUGAAUGUUAAGCGGAAGGAGACUGGUACUCCUAAUUACGUGACCUGCGACAAUAGCACGCAUGGAAAUGCGGGAUGUGGCGUGCAAGGCUUGCCCAACACGUAUGGACAAGAGAUGAACGAGGAUGGCGGUGGAGUCUACGCUUUGGAAUUGCGGGAUGCUGGCAUCCGAGCUUGGUUCUUCCCACGCAGUUCCAUUCCCGACGACGUUUCGAACUCGAGCAGCACCCCAGACCCAUCGACUUGGGGAACCGCGUUGGCUGACUUCCCGAACACGCAUUGCGACAUAUCUUCGCACUUCAAGAAUCAAAGCAUUAUUGCAAACAUCGAUCUGUGCGGACAACUCGGUGCCAACCGGGAGUUCUAUACGGAACUGUAUCAUUGUCCUGGCACAUGCGAAAGCUUCGUUCGCAGCAACCCUGGCAAUUUCACCCAGGCGUACUGGGAGUUUAAGAGUUUCAAGGUAUAUCAGGCUUAGCUGGAUGCUUGGCCCAAAGGCUUGUGUUGGUUCGAUUGGUUACGAUUAUG
This is a messenger RNA of Aspergillus sclerotioniger CBS 115572, 1395 nucleotides long. Its product is annotated as glycoside hydrolase family 16 protein. Lineage: Eukaryota; Fungi; Ascomycota; Eurotiomycetes; Eurotiales; Aspergillaceae. Gene Ontology annotation, molecular function: hydrolase activity, hydrolyzing O-glycosyl compounds. Bases 161 to 1345 code for a protein of 394 amino acids. Gene Ontology annotation, biological process: glucan catabolic process. The record is from RefSeq and is a predicted model, not a curated record. The transcript has 3 exons.